ACUCUACAAUAGUACAGAUUACAGCCAUACAAACUACAAGUGUGUAACAACUAUGAUGCAAUCGUACUAAUCGUAUCCAAAGGCUAAACUCUGAUGAACCCCAUUGCAAUUACCAGCUGCAGUAGCGGACAUUAUUGACUUAUUGAGUGAUUUCAAAUUUUGCUUUACGAAACUUCAGACCACCUGCUGCGGUGGCGGUCCGAAGUAUUUCAUAUUGUUAUUCACCCGUUCCCGUGUCCUCGACUUCCUGGACAGCGAUGUCUUUGAUUUAGGUCAAAUCUGUUGAUGUCCCGCAGAUGGAAAACAAACUAUUAGCCGACUACGAACAGCAGUUUGGUGUGACCAGUGCUGAGAUCACAUCGAAAAUCAGCAGACUUGGCCAUAUAGCGAGCAACGAUAGAAAUGACUACAUCAAAGAAAUCGAACGAAACCUCGACGAGGUACAUGAUUUGUUGGAACAAAUGGACCUGUCGGUCAAAGAAUCUGAUGUGUCUGUACGGGCCAAACUGCACAAUCGAGUAGCUAGUUACAGGGCUGAACUGCACAGAUUAGCCAAGGAGUUUGCCCGAGCAAAAUGUACGGUCAACAUUGAUUUAGAAGAUGAUAAUCAUUUUGCUGAAAGUGAAGAUGUGACUUCAGAACAAAAACAGAGGCUACUGUAUACGUCUGAACGUCUAAACCAAUCAGGAAUACAAUUGGAUAAUACUUAUCGUAUUGCCGUUGAAACUGAAGAAAUCGGUUCACAAAUACUGACAGAUUUAAAUCGCCAACGAGAAACUAUGCAUAACUCUUUUAAUAGGCUCAGAGAUGCAAAUGCAGACCUUGGUAGAAGCACCCGAAUGAUAAAUGCCAUAAUUGUUCGUUCCAGACAACACAAAAUCAUACUCUUUGGUGUUAUGGCAGCGUUUUGUUUUCUCUUGAUCUUUGCAUUUUACCAUACAUUCCUUUAAAUAUACAUUCCUAUUUCACGGGUUAACUUGUUUUAGUUUUGUUAUUGCCUUUUUUAAUUUAAAAUAUAAUUGUUAUUAUUUAUAUUUGAAAUAAUUUUAACAGUCAUUUCUGAACAACUAUCUUUAUAAACGUAAAAUAUUUAAAUACUGUCAUAACAAAUAAAAAUGUGUAUUUAUAAUUCUAUAGAUUUCUAACGAUAACAUCAUAUAACUAAGAGUAUGCAACGCCCGUGGGUUAUCUCUGUCUUAUAAUCAUACAGCAUACAAAAUUUUAGUUUCACAAUAAUUCAUUUUACUCUGUUAUAUCCAAAAUUAGGUGAAUUGAUAAAUAUCUUACAAUUUAAAAGUAAACUACUAUCUAAGCCUUCUUGUAAAUUUUAAAAUUACAACAGUUUUGAAAUGCUUACAACUUGCUUUUUAAUUAAGAUAUCAGUAAAAGCCUUCGAGAUGCCUCGUAUAAUAAUUUUACUUUUAAAUUUUAUAUUAAGCCAAUUCACUCUAAUUUUAAAAAUAACAGAAAAUUUGUUAUGUUGUACAUUUGUAAGACGGAGACAACACUUGUGGGUGUGAGAUCCUCUUAUGUCAAUUCAUAUUAAAUUUAUUUAUGUGCUUAUAAACAAAUUAUGUAUUAUUUUUGUCCGCCUUGUUAAAAUUAAUUAUACUGAAUUAUUUAAUAUCA
Messenger RNA from Metopolophium dirhodum (rose-grain aphid), 1629 nucleotides. RefSeq names its product vesicle transport through interaction with t-SNAREs homolog 1A (gene Vti1a). Gene Ontology annotation, molecular function: SNAP receptor activity; SNARE binding. The transcript has 6 exons. Gene Ontology annotation, cellular component: Golgi apparatus; SNARE complex; late endosome membrane. Gene Ontology annotation, biological process: Golgi to vacuole transport; intracellular protein transport; macroautophagy. NCBI's taxonomy places the organism in Eukaryota, Metazoa, Arthropoda, Insecta, Hemiptera, Aphididae. Bases 297 to 950 code for a protein of 217 amino acids. The record is from RefSeq and is a predicted model, not a curated record.